AUGAGUUACCAACGUUUUAAGGACAACACAUUUUGUCGUUUGGAAAAACAAUACGUACAGAAAACUGAUAUACCGCGUUAUAUUAAUGUUGCUGUUGUGGGACUUUCUGGUGCAGAGAAAGAAAAAGGAGCAAUGGGAGUCGGUAAAUCAUGUCUAUGUAACAGAUUUAUGAGAUCAUCAUCCAAUGACUUCGAAGACGAUCAUAGUUCUUUACUAAGCAAUUCUGAUUUUAGUGGACGUGUUGUUAAUAAUGAUAAUUUUUUAUACUGGGGAGAAGUUAUAAAAACAUCUAAAGAAGGUACUGAAUACACAUUUCGUGUAAUUGAACAAACUGAAUUUAUAGAUGAUUCAACAUUUCAACCGUUUAAUGGAGUGAAAAUGGACCCAUAUAUCAAACGCUGCGUGGCCACUAAAAUUGAAUCAGCUGAAAAAUUAAUGUAUAUUUGUAGAAGCCAAUUAGGUAUUGAAGAAAAAUUUGAACAAAAAGUGUUACCUUUCGGUAAAUUCAAUGUUGAUGGUUUUUUAUGCGUGUUUGAUGUCAGUGUAGUACCCGGUCGCAGUAUAGAAAAACAAUUAGAAACUGUGACAAAUAUAUUAAAAAAUAUAAAGACUACAACAAAACCUGUGGUAUUAGUAACUACCAAGAACGAUGAAUUAAAUGAAACAUAUGUUCAAGAAGUUCAAAAACUUGUAUCUCGAAAUGAAUUUAAGAAAGCUAUACCAAUUGUUGAAACAUCUGCUUGUCUGAAUGUUAAUGUUGAUGCCGCUUUUAUUGCUCUAGCUCAUAUUAUUGAUAGAUUUAAAGGCCGUACAAAAAUAGUUCCUUAUUUGGAAUCUGACUACAGACUAUUGAUGCAAACCAGACGUUGGUACAAUUAUAAAACAACUGAUAAUUUUGAAAAUUUUGAAGACGAUAUAGAACGCCACAGUUUAGACGAUAUGUAUGAUGAUAUGACAUUACAUCAAAUCCAGACAUGA
Molecule: messenger RNA, 978 nt
Organism: Macrosiphum euphorbiae (potato aphid)
Lineage: Eukaryota; Metazoa; Arthropoda; Insecta; Hemiptera; Aphididae
Source: the annotation of a GenBank genome assembly